AUGGGACUUACCAAACAAUAUUUGCGAUAUACACACGAUGGUACCUGUAAUGUGGUAGCAUCAAGUAGUGGAACUGUUGCCGCUAUCACUGAUAACAUUUGCGCUGUGUCAGCAUGUGAAAAUGUUCAUUUUUAUAACAUGAGAAAAGGAGAGAAAGUUGAUGAAAUCAGAGGGUCGAAUAAGUGUGUUUCAACCAUUAAAUUUAGUGGGAAUAGACGGUUCCUUGCUGUUGGAUAUGUCGAUGGAACAACUCGAUUGUACGAUCGGAAAAGCGAUGAUCGGUCAAUGUAUCUCACAUUUUCGGGACACAGAACAGGUGUUAACUGUAUUGCAUUUAGUAAGGAUGGUUUGACAUUGGCAACUGGUGGAAAGGAUUCAGCGGUGGUUAUUUGGGAUAUCGUAAAUGAAUCUGGUUUAUUUCGUUUAAACGGGCACAAAAAUUCGGUGACACAUUUGCAAUUUACAUUAGAUGGACGAUUUCUUAUUAGCAGCUCAAAAGAUUCAUAUGUGAAGUUCUGGAGUUUAGAUUCAAGAAGUUGCUUCUUCACCAUAACAGAUUGUCAUUCCGAGGUUUACACGUUUUCGCUGCUCAAAAACGAUACUUUUCUACUGGUUGGAUCGGCAGAGUUAGAACUACGAGUCUUUGAACUUAAUUGGUUAGAAAAAAAGGAGAUGGAUGACGAAGAUAAUAACUCAACGAAGAAAUUAAAAGCUAACGAUAACUCUGUUGAAUAUACUGAAGAUACGCAGGCAAAUAACAUUGUACGUUGUGUGAAAAAAGGACAAAUUUUGAGACGUUCUAAAGGACGAACUCUUCAGCUUGCUGUUAGCCGGGAUGAGAAACUUAUUGCAUGUGUGGGUUCGUUACACUGUGUCGAUAUCUUCCGAAUCUAUGAUGAUGAUGAAUCACAAAAGCGUUUGAUGAAAAAACUUCGAAAGGCUCGGAAAAAAUCGACUGAAAGUGGUGACGCGGGAGCAAUUUCGGAAACAGAUAUUGCAAAAGAUGUUACCAUUUUGAUCUCACGAAUAGGUGAAUAUAAACCGAAUGGGAAGGUGAAAUGGAUUGAUUUUAGCUCAGGUGUGAAACAGUGUGGAGAUGAAAUACUCCAAUAUCAGUUAUAUAUACUCUACGCAGAGAAUACAGUUCUCUCUGAAACAAUGUUAGUCGAUUUCAAAUCAAAUGAAGUGCAGUUUGCUGAUUUGGCUGAUUUGAAUCAGUUAGGUCAUCGUACAGAUGUUCGAUGUCUCGCAGUUGCAGAAAGUGGAUUCAGUUUUGUAUCAGGAAGCGCAGAAUCGGCUAUUGUUUGGAAUUUGCAUAGUCUCAAGAUUUCGCAUACAUUAGAGGAUGAACAAAUGGCAGAUAUCACUGCGUCACUAUUUGUUACCGGCGAUAAACAUAUUAUUUUAGCAACUAAGGAGGGCAACAUCUUUCUGUUUGAAUUGGCAACAAAUGAAAUGCUUGAAAUGUUAAGAAAGCUCAUGAUGGAGCUGUUUGGCAGCUUAUUCCAACGCCUGAUAAGAGAGGCUUCGUCUCGUGUGGUAAUGAUAAGACGGUUCGAUAUUGGAAUUACGAAUUAGUAAGUGAAGGAACAAGGAAACGUCUAUCAGUAAAGCCUUGCCGCGUAUUGGAAGUACCAGAUGAAGCAUUAUGCGUUGCUGCUAGUAAUGAUUCACGUUUUCUUGCUGUAGGACUUCUAGAUAAUACAGCAUGUGUUCAUUUCGUGGAUACAUUCAAAUUUUUCGUUUCGCUUUAUGGACAUUCACUCCCUGUUACAGCCAUUCAUAUUUCAUAUGAUAAUAAAUUAGUUGCUACUGGAUCAGCCGAUAAAAGCGUCAAGAUAUGGGGAUUAGAUUUUGGUGAUUGUCACAAGUCUUUUCAUGCUCACGAUGACAUUGUGACUUGCGUUUUAUUUUCACCAGAAGAAAAUUUGCUGUGGUCUGCCGGUAAAGACGGCUUGAUCAAACAAUGGGAUGCAGUGAAGUUUGAACGAAUUCAGGUUUUAAAUCUACACUCAGCGGAAAUUCGAGCUCUUGCACAAACUACUAAUGGAAAAUGUGUCAUUUCCUCCUCUCACGAUAAAUCAAUCCGAUUGUGGGAGCUAACAGAAGAAAUCAUUGUUCUUCAAGAAGAAGAAGCAAUGGAACGAGAAAAAGAAUAUGAAAAACGUCUUAUUCAAUUGAAUGAUGUUGUGCCUGGUGAAGAAAAAAUUAAUGAAGCCGAAAUAGCAGUGCAGAAAACUAUCGCAAGUAUUAAAUCGACUGAGGAUAUUAUUGAAGCAUUAGAGAUCAUGCGAAAUGAGAAGAUAGCUAUGUUGGAUGAUCCAAAGCAUGAAAAGCAUCCACUGUUGUCAUACUUUGAAAGCGCAUCACUUGAUCAUUUUGUACUUGAUGUGAUUCAACGUGUUCCAUCGAGUCAUUUGGAAAAAAGUUUGUUAAUGGUGCCAUUCGGUUUUGUGCCGGAUAUUAUCAGAGCUUUGGGUGUUUGUAUUGGAAAAGGUUAUAAAGCAGAAUUAGCAACACGUGUACUAAUUUUCAUUGUAAAAAUUCAUCACAAUUAUCUCAUAACACAAACUGAUUUGAUAACGCUUUUCGAUGAUUUAUGUCGCAAGGUCCCGCGAGGAUUGAAUGAUUUACGGGAUAUCUGUGGUUUCAAUCUGGCGGCUUUGAAACUUUUUCAAAAAGAAGUGGAAGAAGAGUCAGAAGUGAAAAUGUUUGCCGAUUUUUCAGAAUUAGGAAAGAAAACAAAAAAGAAAUCAAGAAAAACUGUGACGAAAGUUUUUGCUUAG
Molecule: messenger RNA, 2786 nt
Organism: Brugia pahangi
Lineage: Eukaryota; Metazoa; Nematoda; Chromadorea; Rhabditida; Onchocercidae
Source: the annotation of a GenBank genome assembly